Messenger RNA from Carassius gibelio (silver crucian carp), 2825 nucleotides. Its product is annotated as heparan-sulfate 6-O-sulfotransferase 1-B. Lineage: Eukaryota; Metazoa; Chordata; Actinopteri; Cypriniformes; Cyprinidae. The coding region runs from base 306 to 1520 and encodes 404 amino acids. Gene Ontology annotation, cellular component: membrane. The record is from RefSeq and is a predicted model, not a curated record. The transcript is spliced from 2 exons. Gene Ontology annotation, molecular function: heparan sulfate 6-sulfotransferase activity.
UCGCUGUGUAGAAUAAUUAUACGAGACAAGGGAGGUAUUUUCUGACGGGUGGCUUGGCUUCACUCAACAACUCGAGGUUUGAGGACUGCUCUGCCUUCAUCUGCAAGAGUCCCUUGAACGGAUUCGAACUGGAUUUUAGACAGGUAGGACCGGUCGAAAUGUGGAUAUAAUUUAUCCAAACACACAUUGUCUGCAGAUUCUGAACUCUUAAGUGGACCUAUGAUGAUCUGCCUCCGGAGAGACGAGAAGGGUGCAAGCCACCACAGAAGCACCGCGGACUGUUGUUGUCUGAGAAAUGAUAACAAAUGAACGACACGGAAAGGAACAUGGUUGAAAGGACCAGUAAAUUUCUGUUGAUCGUCGUCGGAUCAGUCUUCUUCAUGCUGAUUUUGUACCAGUACGUGGCGCCCGGGGUGAUAAACUUCGGCUCCCCGCACGGGUAUGAAGAGGACAUGACCAUUUUCCCCACUCCGGACCCGCACUAUGUGAAAAAGUACUACUUCUCUAUUAAAGAUCUCGAGCGCAAGAUAGAUUUCGAAAUCAAGGGGGAGGACGUGAUUGUGUUUCUCCACAUCCAAAAGACCGGCGGGACGACCUUCGGGAGGCAUCUAGUCCAAAAUGUUCGACUUGAGCUUCCUUGUGAUUGUAGACCGGGCCAGAAGAAGUGUACUUGCUACCGUCCGAACCGAAAGGAGACCUGGCUGUUCUCUCGCUUCUCCACCGGCUGGAGUUGCGGCUUGCACGCGGACUGGACCGAGCUCACCAGCUGCGUUCCGGGGGUUCUCAACAAGAAAGAAAGCAAGUCGAAUAAAACGAGAAAGUUCUACUAUAUCACUCUGCUGAGGGACCCUGUUUCCCGCUACCUUAGUGAAUGGAGGCACGUUCAGCGCGGGGCGACGUGGAAGACAUCCCUGCACAUGUGCGACGGUCGGACUCCCACUCCCGAAGAGUUGCCACCCUGCUACGAGGGCUCAGACUGGUCGGGGUGCAAUUUGCAGCAGUUCAUGGACUGCCCCUACAACCUCGCCAAUAAUCGCCAAGUGCGCAUGCUGGCCGACCUCAGCCUGGUGGGCUGCUACAACCUCUCCACGGUACCCGAGAAGAGGCGCUCACAGCUCCUGCUCGAAUCAGCCAAGAAAAACCUGCGAGACAUGGCUUUCUUCGGCUUGACUGAGUUCCAGCGAAAAACACAGUACUUGUUUGAACGCACCUUCCACCUCAAGUUCAUCCGGCCCUUCAUGCAGUACAACAGCACACGGGCGGCCGGCAUCGACCUGGAUAACGACACGAUACAGCGUAUCGAGGAACUCAACGAUCUGGACAUGAAGCUGUACGACUAUGCCAAAGACCUAUUUCAGCAGCGCUACCAGUACAAGCACAUGCUGGACCGCCGGGAGCAGAGACUACUGAGAGGACAGGCAUCUUUCCACAGCCCGUUCCGAGAGGACGGAGCCGGAGGAGAGGGUACAGCACGCCUGCCAACCGAGGACUACAUGAAUCACAUCAUCAACGGAUGGUAACCGCCCACCCCUCUCCAGAGAGACCGCAAAAGAGACACAGUAACAAAGGAGAGGGGGAAUAAAGAGACCCAAGUGGAAUAUCCAUUCCCAGAUCGGAGAAUUCUACACCCCUUCCUUUGGGCGGGAAUAUGGGACCAGAGAACGUUCAAGAAAUGAGUCCCUGAGCGUCUCGCUUGGUGCACCAUUUCAUAGGCCUUUUUUAAAUAAAAGUUAUGCCAUAACAUAAAAUUAUAAGCAAUUUUUUUUGUUGUUCAGCAAAGUUUUUCUUAACCUCCAUCUGCAGUGUUUCUCAAAAUGUGUGAUUCAAAUGAACAAACAGGUUUUAAUAUCUGAGAAUCUAUGAACUCUUCAGGAAAUUAUAAAGAUUGAUAUAUAUAUAAAAUGUAUGUAUGUAUGUAUAAAUCUUAGAUUGCCAUUUUUUUUUUUUUUACCUGGUGUGAAGUGGAUGGAGCUGAAAAUGAUUAGCAGGUGUUGUGAGUAUGAUCUUAAUAUAUAUAUAACACGGAAGAGUCCUGUUUUUCAUGAGCGUUUUUAUCAUUUUUUUCCCUUUGAGUGUUGAUUCCCAAACAGAUUCUCAAAAGCCCUGGAGAUAGUGUUGGAAAACCAUUCCUGACAGAUGUUUCAAACUGCAGUACUGGUACCCAAUAAAAUGAUUAUACCAUCACAUAAGCAUGUGCUAGUUUAUACAGUAUGCAUUGCAUGUGUUUGUUUUUGCACAUUUGCUGUGAUCCUUUUACCCAAUGCAAUGCAGUAUGCCCACAUUUUGCAUUGAAAAUCAUGCACCUUAUACAAAAUCUUCUUGGUUUUCUGAUCAGGAUUCACCAUUUGUCCUUUAAUGGCCAUUAAAGUUGCGUUUGCCUGCAUGUAAAACAUGUUAAUUGAACUUGCACUGAGCGUGUUGUGGCUUUACAUCCCUCACAGAUAGUUCUCGUUUGGCUCUGUGUCUGUGGGGACUCUUUAACUCGCAUCUUAACAUUUCCCUCCAGCUGAAACUCAAAAUAAACACUGCGAUCGAAGCCAUGAUUUGAGCCACGUCAAAAAUGCUUAUGGGAAAAGAGUGAAGAAUGGAUCAUAUGUUACUUUUGUCUCGGAUCAGUCAGAACAUCAGAUCAGUGCUGAAGAUAGUGUGACCAUUGCUUUGAGUGUAUAUGUUAAUAUGUACAUGUGUGUGUGUGUGUGUGUGUGCGUGUGUCUGUGAGCAAAUGAGGUGUCUUGAGUUUGCUUCCCAACAACAUUCAGUACUGUAUUUCUGUUCAUGACACCUGGAUCUUUACAAUUAAUUACCAAUAAAAAGAUAUUUCUUUC